Daldinia childiae is the source of this 738-nucleotide messenger RNA. RefSeq names its product CDP-diacylglycerol-serine O-phosphatidyltransferase. Gene Ontology annotation, cellular component: membrane. Gene Ontology annotation, biological process: phospholipid biosynthetic process. The record is from RefSeq and is a predicted model, not a curated record. NCBI's taxonomy places the organism in Eukaryota, Fungi, Ascomycota, Sordariomycetes, Xylariales, Hypoxylaceae. Gene Ontology annotation, molecular function: phosphotransferase activity, for other substituted phosphate groups. Bases 1 to 738 code for a protein of 245 amino acids. The transcript has 4 exons.
AUGUCGAAACGAUCGGGCGGUGCGAGCAAUGGCGCUGCGGCCAAGGUCAACCAGGCGAGCGUUGCGGAUGAGCCUUCAUAUAAAAAGCAGAAAGACCUUCUCUCGUCUACGGGCCAUUUCUCCCUGCUAAAGGCUUUGCAUAUGGCGGACUACAUUACUGAGCUGAAUGGUGCUUGCGGUAUCCUAUCCGUCUUCUCUUCCCUGCGCUACUGCCUUGGCGACCCCGCGGACAAGACAAAUGUAUACCUUGCGCUUGCGUUCCUGCCUCUGGGGCUAUUCUUCGAUUUCAUGGAUGGUCGGGUUGCAAGGUGGCGGAAGAAGAGCAGUAUGAUGGGUCAGGAGUUGGAUUCGCUAGCAGAUUUGAUCUCCUUCGGUCUCGCCCCAGCUUGCGUAGCGUUUAGCAUCGGUCUGCGAACAACACUCGACCAGGUGCUCUUGGCCGCAUUCGUAUUAUGUGGUUUAACGCGACUAGCACGCUUCAACGUCACAGCGAACAGCGGUGAUAUCCCCAAGGACGCAAGCGGAAAGGCCAGCUACUUCGAGGGCACUCCUAUUCCCACGACACUGGGUAUCGACGCACUGAUGGCGUGGUGGGUGAGCAAGGGCUGGGUUCUUGACCAGGUCCCCGGCGGCACGCUGUUCGCGGGCACCAACUUCGAAGUCCACCCCAUUGUCGCCAUGUUCCUGAUCCACGGGUGCCUGAUGUGCAGUAAGACUCUACACGUACCUAAGCCCUAA